Molecule: messenger RNA, 3003 nt
Organism: Ambispora gerdemannii
Lineage: Eukaryota; Fungi; Glomeromycota; Glomeromycetes; Archaeosporales; Ambisporaceae
Source: the annotation of a GenBank genome assembly
AUGGCAAAGAAAGAUAAAAAAGUAAAAAAGAAAGCUCAGGACGAUCACUGGAAGGAGGAACCCGCCGAAACCAGCACACCACCUACAAACCCUGAACCUACGAAUUCAAGUGCUGCUUCCUCUUCCAUCAUAACUCCAAAAUACGACGGCUCACAAGACAUUCCCCCGGUUAUAGAGGAUGACGAGUUCGGUGAGCCUGACGACUGGGCAGACGAGUUCGCGGCAGACACCAAAAAAGAUAAGAAAAAAGGAAAGGAAACGGACAAUAAUGACAUUGCAAAAUCUGUAGCUGUAGAAAAAUCUAAAGAUACUGCUGCAAAGGAAAAAGAUAAUAAACAAGUAGACGAAGAAAAAAAGCCUAAAAAGAAGGCUCCUAAUGUUGCUGCACUGAGAGCGGUUCUUGAAGCCCAGAGGGCAGCUGAAGAGGAAGCGCGUCGACAAGAGGAAGAAGAGAAAAAGCGUAUUGAAGGUAAUAAUAUAAAAUCAGGUUCAUCGUUGUUUAUCGAGCUUCAAUCUAAAAUUAUAUUUGCAAAGAAAGAACAACUGAAAAAAGAAGGGAAGCUCUUAACAAAAGCCCAAAAAACAAAACAACAGCAAGCUCAAUUGCGUAUGCAACAAAUGAUCGAGUCUGGUCUCAAAGUAGAAGGAUUAGCCGAAAAAACGGACACGAAACCCAAAAAAGUCGUUUAUAAUAAUAAAAAGAAAAAAGGGUCAGCAACUACAAAACAGGCUGAGGAUGAACAAAAGAAAGAAGAGGGGAAACACGAUGUAGUUGAGAUUCCUGAGAAACAUGAUGUAGUUGAGAUUUCUGAGAAACAUGAGGAACCGGCAAUAGCUUCAAAGGAAAGUUGGGAGGAUAAAGAAACCUCUGAAGAGGAAAUAGAAAAAAAAAUACCAAAAAAAGCAAAAGAGAGUUCAGUUAAAGAGAGUUGGGAAGAAUCAGAAGAUGAUACGAAGCCAAAUUUGAAAGAUGAAUCUGAAGAAGACACAAAGACUCUGAAAGUCAAUGGGCCUAAAGCACCCGCUCCCAAAGUCACUCCUAAAAAAGCCGAAGCUCUCAAUACCAAAAAGACUACUCCUACCGCUACCACCACUACGAAAUCAACACCUACAAAACAAGAGUCAACGAAGGCUGAAAAGAAUACAGUUGAAACUGAGAGUGAAUCAGAAGAAUCUGAAUCUGAGAGAACAGACGAAGAUAGCGAGGAUGAAUCGGAAGAUAGUGAAGAUUUGACAGAGACACAAAAACAGGCAUUGAAACGUCAACAAGAAGCCGCUGAACGACGAAAGAAACGUCAUGAAGAAGCUCUUGCUGCUCGCUCUAAAGAUAAUCUCCGAUCCCCCAUCUGCUGUAUUUUAGGGCAUGUCGAUACAGGCAAAACUAAAUUAUUGGAUAAAAUCCGACAAACUAAUGUGCAAGAGGGUGAAGCUGGUGGUAUUACCCAACAAAUUGGACGGGAAACAAGAAUACAAGCUCCCUGGCCUUUUGCUAUCCUUGUUGUAGAUAUUAUGCACGGUCUCGAGCCUCAAACUCUAGAAUCUUUAAGAUUGUUACGUGACCGUAAAGCCCCAUUUAUCAUCGAUCGUAUAUACAAUUGGAAACCAAUUCCUGACAAUGCUUUCCAAGACUCUCUAUCGGAACAAUCAAUAAACGUGAAACGCGAAUUUGAAAAUCGUGUGAAAGAGACUAUAAUAGCUUUUGCAGAACAGGGUCUUAAUGCAUGCUUGUACUACGAGAACAAGAACUAUGCAAAAAAUGUUUCUCUUGUUCCGACAUCUGCUAUCACUGGCGAAGGUAUUCCCGAUAUGCUUAUGUUACUAGUGAACUUGACGCAAACAAGGAUGAGUGACCAGUUAAUGUAUUUAUCGGAACUGGAGUGUACUGUCUUGGAGGUUAAAGUGAUUGAAGGUCUCGGCACCACAAUUGACGUAAUUCUAUCUAAUGGCGUCUUAAACGAGGGCGAUCGAAUUGUCCUGUGUGGUUUGAACGGGCCAAUUUCCACUACCGUUCGGGCGUUACUCACUCCACAACCAUUACGGGAAUUACGUGUCAAAUCUGCAUAUGUGCAUCAUAAGACAGUCAAAGCUGCUCUUGGUGUAAAAAUUUCGGCUCAAGAUCUUGAAAAGGCAAUUGCAGGCUCUCGUCUGAUGGUAGUUGGCCCUGAUGAUGACGAGGAUGAGGUCAAAAAUGAAGUAAUGGCCGAUUUAAAAAGCUUAUUCAGCGCUAUUGAUAAAUCGGGAAAAGGUGUAUGUGUACAAGCGUCAACUCUAGGUUCAUUAGAAGCCCUAUUGGAAUUCUUGAAAACUUCGAAAAUCCCGGUUUCGGGCAUCAAUAUUGGGCCUGUGCACAAAAAGGAUAUAAUGCGUGCAGCGACAAUGUUGGAGAAAGCUAAAGAGCUGGCUGUUAUUUUGUGUUUUGAUGUAAAAGUUGAUAAAGAAGCACAAGAAUUGGCCGAAGAGAUGGGUAUAAAGAUAUUCCAGGCUGAUAUUAUAUAUCACUUGUUUGAUCAGUUCACUGCAUAUAAUAAGGAUAUAAUGGAGCAAAAGCGAAAAGAUCAAGCACCUCAAGCCAUUUUCCCAUGUGUCCUCAAAAUUAUACCUGGUGCUAUAUUCAAUAAGCGAGAUCCUAUCAUAAUAGGAGUAGAUGUAGUUGAUGGUGUUUUGAGAACAGGAACUCCCAUUUGUGUUGUGAAAACUGAUCCAGCUACUAAUGCACGAGAAACAAUUGGUCUUGGCAAAGUGGCCAGCAUAGAACAAAACCACAAAGCAGUCGAAGUAGUAAAAAAAGGUCAGGUUGGUGGCGGGGUGGCUAUAAAGUUAGAAUGCCCGGUUUACGAGAGUCCAAAGAUGAUUGGACGGCAUUUUGUCGAGACUGAUGAACUUUAUAGCAAGUUCGAUUUAGUUCAAUCUAAUUCUGAUUUUUAUUGUAGAUAUCGCGACAAUCGAUCGAUGUCUGUAAAGAGAGCUUCCGAAAUGAUUUAUCAAAAGAAGAUUGGCAUCUGA